CCCGGCGCGGGUCCGGAGCGGAGCGGAGCCGGGCGGCGCGAUGCGGGGCGCGUAGCGGCACCAUGGAGAGCGGGGCCCGCUGCAAGAUCGUGGGGGUGGGGGACACCCAGUGCGGCAAGACGGCGCUGCUGCAUGUCUUCGCCAAGGACUCUUACCCCGAGAACUAUGUCGCCACCGUGUUCGAGAACUACACGGCGAGCUUCGAGAUCGACAAGCAGCGCAUCGAGCUCAACAUGUGGGACACCUCAGGCUCAGCGUAUUAUGACAAUGUCCGCCCCUUGGCCUACCCCGAUUCGGACGCCGUGCUCAUCUGCUUUGACAUCAGCCGCCCAGAGACGCUGGACAGUGUACUCAAGAAGUGGCAAGGGGAGACCCAGGAGUUCUGCCCCAAUGCGAAGAUCGUGCUGGUUGGCUGCAAGCUGGACAUGCGGACAGAUCUGAACACCCUCCGGGAGCUCUCCAAGCAGCGCCUCAUCCCCGUCACACAUGAGCAGGGCAGCACGCUGGCACGGCAGAUGGGGGCAGUGGCCUACGUGGAAUGCUCCUCCAAGGUCUCCGAGAACAGCGUGCGGGACGUCUUCCACGUAACCACGCUGGCCUCCGUCAACAGGAUGCACAAGAAUCUCAAGCGGAGCAACUCCAAGCGGGGACUGAAGCGGGCGUCUCAGAUGCCCAGCAGGACGGACUUGUUGAAUGACACAGAGAUCAGGAAAGACCGAGCCAAGAGCUGCUCCAUCAUGUGACAAAUGGGCUGUAAAUAAUGUGUGUGUGUGUGUGUGCGCGUUGUUUGUUUUGUACAGUAACAGGCCUAGACAAGGGCACAGCACUGGCUGCGGGAGCCAGCCUGCCUUCCCAAGGCUUUUCUUUUAGGCUCUAGGUCUGAGAGAUGCUAGCUGCAAAUCAGGGUGUAUGUGUCACCCCCUCACCAUGGAGACUUCUGGAUUGGCUGUUGCUGUGCUGACUGCUUGGGAUAAAGGAACCACUCAGCAGAGGAAUAUUCAGGUGCUGGAAAGUCUG
Mauremys reevesii (Reeves's turtle) is the source of this 1017-nucleotide messenger RNA. It is a transcript of the gene RND2, whose product is annotated as Rho family GTPase 2. NCBI's taxonomy places the organism in Eukaryota, Metazoa, Chordata, Testudines, Geoemydidae. The transcript is spliced from 5 exons. The coding region runs from base 63 to 743 and encodes 226 amino acids. The record is from RefSeq and is a predicted model, not a curated record. Gene Ontology annotation, biological process: small GTPase-mediated signal transduction. Gene Ontology annotation, molecular function: GTPase activity; GTP binding.